Acanthisitta chloris (rifleman) is the source of this 996-nucleotide messenger RNA. RefSeq names its product arylacetamide deacetylase-like 4. The record is from RefSeq and is a predicted model, not a curated record. The transcript has 4 exons. The coding region runs from base 1 to 996 and encodes 331 amino acids. Gene Ontology annotation, molecular function: hydrolase activity. Lineage: Eukaryota; Metazoa; Chordata; Aves; Passeriformes; Acanthisittidae.
AUGGGGCUGUGUGGCCACCUGGCCUUCACCCGCUUCAUGCACUCCAGGAAGCCAGCAGGGACAGCCCUGAGGGUGCAGCAGAAGGACAUGCAACUUGGCCAAGUGCCCGUGCGGGUGUACCAGCCCCUCGUGCCACGUCCCAGCCUGUGCCCAGCCAUCAUCUUCUUCCACGGCGGUGGCUGGUGGAGCUGCAGCAUCGAUUCCCAUGAAAGGAUCUGCCAGUACAUGGCCAGGGAAAGCAACUCGGUGGUGGUGUCUGUUGGGUACCGUUUAGCCCCUGAACACAAGUACCCUGCGGCGUACGAAGACUGCCUGAACGCCACCGAGCACUUCCUGAGCGGGGGCAAUCUAGCAGCUGCUGUUAGCCAGACCCUUGCAGGCAGGUCAGACCUCCCCAGACUCCGUGCUCAGGUCCUGAUCUACCCAGGCCUUCAGGCACUGGACUUCAAUUUACCAUCCUAUCAGCAGAAUCAGGGAGUUCCUCUCUUGUCCCGAAAGCAAGCUAUUUUCUGUGCUUUGCUCUACCUACAUGGGGAGGCAUCAAACCUUGAAGAUCUCUUGGAAGGUUCUCAUAUUCCUCCAGACAUGAGGCUGAAGUACAGGAAGUGGGUGAGUCCAGAUAACAUCCCUGAGAGAUUUAAGGGCAGAGGCUACAAACCACACAAGCCCCAGGAAUUCAAGGCUGAAGUUUUUGAGAAAAUGAAGAGAAUCUCUGAGCCCACCCUGUGCCCACUGCUGGCUGAAGACACAAUUAUUCAGCAGCUGCCUGAGUCUUUCAUCCUGACCUGUGAGUACGACGUGCUGCGGGACGAUGGGUUGCUGUACAAGAAGAGACUGGAGGACAACGGUGUUCGAGUGACCUGGUACCACCUCGAGGAUGGAUUCCAUGGGAUCAUAAGCCUUGGGAUCGUAAGCCUGUUUCAUCAUGCUGGUUUCUCAUUUCCAUCUGGGAAUAGGGGAUUGGACAAAAUUGUUGCAUUCAUAAAAAGCCUGUAA